Messenger RNA from Dreissena polymorpha, 1374 nucleotides. RefSeq lists its product as uncharacterized. Gene Ontology annotation, molecular function: L-serine O-acetyltransferase activity; homoserine O-acetyltransferase activity. Lineage: Eukaryota; Metazoa; Mollusca; Bivalvia; Myida; Dreissenidae. Gene Ontology annotation, biological process: L-homoserine metabolic process. The record is from RefSeq and is a predicted model, not a curated record.
AUGUUAACUGGGUCAUGCUUUGUUCUUCCAACACAGAUCCGAAAAAGUCAUGUGGCAAAAUGCCUUCAAAAGAUCCAUACGUCAUCCCGAGCAGAUCUGCAGCUGGGUAAAAUAGACGAUGAUGUGAUAUACCCCGAUCUGCCACAAGUGGGUGUCCCAAACCUCCAAACCGAGGAGUUACUUAGCUUUAGGGGCCUGAAGACAAUUAGCUUCCCUUGUUUGACCAGAAAUAAAGUGACCGGACCGGAACCGCAAUAUGACAAAAUCCUAUCAGGUUACAACACAUUCAACUCUGGGCAACCGUUCAAUUUCAAAUACAGCAAAGGUGUCAUACCAGAACUAGUCAUUGUGUAUGAAACAUGGGGCGAGCUCAACAAAGACAAAACCAACGCUCUUGUGAUACAUGCUGGAUUGUCUGCCAGUUCCCAUGCUAAGAGUCAUGAGGAAAACACAACACCAGGCUGGUGGGAGAAGUUUGUUGGGCCAGGCUGCGCAAUUGACACUGACAAAUUCUUUGUCAUCUGCACCAACACUUUAGGGGGUUGCUAUGGGUCAUCAGGUCCAAGCAGUUUUAAUCCAUUGAAUAAAAAGCAAUACGCAACCACAUUCCCUGUGGUCAGUGUCACCGACAUGGUGGCUGCAAAGUUCCAGGUGUUGGAUCACCUCGGUAUUAAUAGUUUACACGCCAGUGUUGGAUCCUCUCUGGGUGGAAUGUGUUCACUGACUGCUGCUGCCAUGUAUCCUGACAGAGUGGGCAGGAUGGUCUCUAUCUCAUCCUGCGCCCAGAGCCACCCUUCCUCCAUCGCCGCCCGCUACCUGCAGAGGAAGUGUAUCAUGGUGGACCCCAACUGGAACAAGGGCCACUACUAUGAUGGCAAAUACCUCAAAAUGGGCAUGAAACUCGCCAGGGAGCUUGCAACCAUGGGCUACAGAAGUGGACCUGAGUGGGAUUUGCGUUUCGCUCGGAAACGAAUUGAUGAGGGGAAACCUCCGACACUGUGUCCCACCUUCAUUAUUGAGAGUUACAUAGAGUACCAGGGAGAGCAGUUCAGCACGAAGUUUGACCCAAAUUCACUAUUGUAUAUUUCUAAGGCCAUGGACAUAUUCGACAUUGAAGAAGGGUAUAACAGCCUGGAGGAAGCAUUGGAGAGAGUUGUGUGCCCUUCCAUGGUUAUUUGAGUGAAAACAGACAUUCUUUUUCCCAUUUAUCAGCAGCGGGAAUUAGCUACCAGUCUCACAAAGUCAGGAAAUUCACACGUGACUUACUACGAGAUAGACUCCAUAUAUGGCCAUGAUACGUUCCUACUGGAUCUAAACAAUAUUGGAGCUGCAGUGAAGGGCUUUUUGGAGACUAAGAUGUCAAACGGUCAUUGA